Molecule: messenger RNA, 432 nt
Organism: Prorocentrum cordatum
Lineage: Eukaryota; Dinophyceae; Prorocentrales; Prorocentraceae
Source: the annotation of a GenBank genome assembly
GAGCUCCGCGAGCGCUGGCUGGAGCUCCGCGCCGAGCUGCGCGUGGCUCGCCCUGCCUGGCUCUGGUCUUGGCUGCGCACCGUCGUCAAAGGCUGGGUCACGUCAGGCAGGAUGCACGUCAUCGCCCCCCGCUCCUGCCUCUUGGGCUGCGACGCGCAGGACGACCUUGCCCACUACCUGAUCUGCCCGGUGCUCCGGAGCGCCGUCGCCGCCCCCGCUGAGCCGAGUGAGCUGGGUUGCGGCACCGUUUUCCUCGGGCUCGGCCACCAGCUCGCCCACCGCGUGCGCCCGCGCAUGGCCUGCGUCCGUGCCGUGGUGUUGGCCACGCAGCUGUUCCAUAUCCUGAAAUGGCGGGUUGAUUGCAGCCUGCCCAUCCACGGCGCUGCUGUCGCCGCCGCCCGCGUAGCAGCCAUGCAUCGCUUACAGGCCUAG